This is a messenger RNA of Sardina pilchardus (European sardine), 7623 nucleotides long. RefSeq names its product ral guanine nucleotide dissociation stimulator. The record is from RefSeq and is a predicted model, not a curated record. Gene Ontology annotation, molecular function: guanyl-nucleotide exchange factor activity. The coding region runs from base 1499 to 3889 and encodes 796 amino acids. Gene Ontology annotation, cellular component: plasma membrane. The transcript is spliced from 18 exons. Gene Ontology annotation, biological process: Ras protein signal transduction; positive regulation of GTPase activity. NCBI's taxonomy places the organism in Eukaryota, Metazoa, Chordata, Actinopteri, Clupeiformes, Clupeidae.
UUCGUCCGGUGGAUCUCGUUGAAUUGACGUGCGCUAUGCAUUUUCACAUUCUACACUGAACCUCAGCGCAGGCUACAACGGCGAUUUAAAGGGAUCUUUGUUUUGCUCAUCUUUGGUAGACUAUUUCCCUUCACGGAGCGGUCGAACCUCAGAGGUUUGAGGAGAGAGAGAUUUGGAAGGGAUCACUAAAGGACAGGCUGUUCACAGAUGAAUACAUAUUAAAAACAAGACAUCGUAGGCCGUCCAUUUUGUCACGGGAGGAUGUUGAGGGAUGGACUGCUGAGAUAAAUACGAGAUUUAAGCUUUUGGAAAUGGAACCAUUCGGAAAUAUUCAAGGAUAUUAAUCACAUUUUGGCAGAAAGAUGAAAGGACGAUGACAAUUUCAGCAUACAAGUCACAUCUCACUUAAUGUUUGUCACCGAUCUACAAUCUGGAAAUUGGAACUGGAAAAAGAUGACCCAGAAAUCAUGAUCCUAUAUCUAUCGUGGCUCUUGUAGCAGUAUAGAGAAUCCUAUAGGAUAAUGGAAUACCUUGCAAGAACAAUGACCUGAUUUUAUCUAUCCAAGUGCAGAGCAGUUGAUUUUUAAUUGAACGCACCUUUAUUUGUUAGAAUAAUUUCACUGAUUCCCUCUGUUUUGAUCAUAAUUGCUGAAAUGGCAUAAGAUGAAUGUCCUUGUUUGUUUGUAACGUGAUUUACAGCUACAGGACCUCAUUCGGGUUUUUUAAAACAGUGGAAUAAGCUAUUCGUUUCGUGCGGCAUCCAGCAGCACACCGAAAAUACCGGAUUUCUGUCAUCUGUAGCCUAGCACAGAGCCAUCACACCUGACUGGCCUACACAGGAACAUAAGCAGCCGAUGAAUAUGGCCUCCCCACAGACCGUGUGAUGUAGUGUUCGGAUUGCAUUGAACAGGAGCAUCUCUGGACAAAAAAAAGAAAGAAAAUUGUAGCGUAUUUGAGGUCUCGUGGAACUGGACCCAGAGGAUACAACAGUCCUAUCCAGGAAAAAUCCCAGCUGAAUUGUGUACGCGUUUGUUUGUGCUCCGUCCCUUUAAUCACGACGGUUACAGUUAAUUGUCUGUCAAAUGCUGGGGCACCAGCUACCUAGCUGUUGCUGGUCCAUCACCGGCGUAAAGGAAGACCAUGCCUAUUGCUUUUGACAUCAUAUGAAACUGUGGGUGGUGUUUUACUAGUCUACAUCCACAAGGGCACUUCAUUUGUUUGUUAAAUCCAUAAUCGCCGUCCACGUUUGCACGAAGUCGCAUCUGACAGCUCAGGGAUUGAUGACAAGCCGAAGACAAUAUCGGUCCUCCGAUGAAUUCUUUUGGACAAAGUCUGGUUCAGAUACGCGACAGUUAACAGGAAUUCGACACGUUCCAAGUCCACAGUCUGUGGGGUUUCUGCUGUUUCGCUCAAAAUGUGGAGAGAGGGAUCGUAAAAGAGCUCCAGAUUGCAUCAAGAUUUGUCAGGAAAAAGACGAGGAAGAGGCUAUGAAUCCUAGAUGAUGAUGAUGAUGCUCGAUACUCAGAAUGCGACCCAGGAGAUAGGCGAGGAGGUGGAGGAUGGCGCGGUCUUCACCAUCACCCUGCGGAAGGUGCAGAUGCACCACGCGGCCAGCAAGGGUCAGCGCUGGCUGGGCGUGGAGUCGGAGGCGGCGCUCAGCCUGUACGAGACGUGCAAGGUGCGCACCAUCAAGGCCGGCACGCUGGAGCGGCUGGUGGAGUACAUGGUGACGGCCUUCCGCGGCAACGACUCCACCUACGUCACCAUCUUCCUGUGCACGUACCGCUCCUUCGCCACCACGCGACAGGUGCUGGACCUGCUGCUCAACAGGUAUGCCAAGCUGCAGCAUCUACCAGGCUCUGAGGGGUACAGACUCACCCACGACGAGCGCACAGAGCGGAGAAACACCAUCUCCUCCAUCCUGGGGGCGUGGCUGGACCAGUACUCGGAGGACUUCUGGAAGCCUCCAGACUACAGUUCCCUGCGGCAGCUGCUCUCCUACCUGCACCUGAACUUCCCCGGCUCCGACCUGGAGCGCCGCGCCUGCAACCUGCUGGCCCAGUUCCACCGCCGCCACCACCAGGAGCCCGACCACGAGGUGCUUGAUCACGCCCCGUGCACUUUCACCCUCCUGGAGGAGAACGGCUACGACUACGACCGGCCCGACUUCCUCAGCUUCGACCCCGUGGUGGUGGCGGAGCAGUUCACGCUCAUGGACGCGGAGCUCUUUAAGAAGGUGGUGCCCUACCACUGCCUGGGCAGCAUCUGGUCCCAGCGGGACAAGAAGGGCAAAGAGCACCUGGCGCCCACCAUCCGGGCCACCGUGGCCCAGUUCAACUGCGUCACCCACUGUGUGAUCGCCACCUGCCUGAGUGACCGCACGCUCAAGCCCACGCAGCGCGCCAAGGUGGUGGAGCGCUGGAUCGAGGUGGCCAGGGAGUGCCGGAUCCUGAAGAACUUCUCGUCCCUGAGGGCCAUCCUGUCGGCGCUCCAGUGCAACCCGGUGCACCGGCUCAAGAGGACGUGGGACGAGGUGUCCAGGGAGAAUUUCCGCAUCUUCCACGAACUCUCAGAAAUCUUCUCUGAUGAGAACAACCACUCGCUGAGCCGGGAACUCCUCAUCAAGGAGGGCACGUCCAAGUUUGCCACUCUGGAGAUCAACCCCAAGCGUGCGCAGAAGAGACAGCAGCAGCAGAGGGACCUGAGUGUGAUGCAGGGGACCAUUCCCUACCUGGGCACGUUCCUCACAGAUCUGGUGAUGAUGGACACUGCCAUGAAGGACUACCUGGACGGGAAUCUCAUCAACUUUGAGAAGAGAAGAAAGGAGUUUGAAGUGAUAGCUCAGAUUAAGCUGCUGCAGCUGGCCUGUAACAACUACAACUUCACCAGGAACGCCCGCUUCACCGAGUGGUUCUCAGGGGUGGAGAAGCUUACAGAGGCCGAGAGUUACAGCCAGUCCUGUGAGAUCGAGCCCUUGUCUGAGUCGGCCUCUAACACUCUGAAGGCCAAGAAGAACACAGGCAUCAUCAAACGCUGGAGCGAUCGUCAGCCGGCGGGGUCGGAGGCGGGCUGCAGCAGUGCGGGCAGCUCUCACUCCAAGUCCUUUGACCAGCUGCGUUACGCGCCGUCUCUGGGCGGCUCGUCGGGCAGUGGCGGCGGAGGCGACGGGGGCGACUCGCUGAGCGUGACCUCGGCCGGCUCCAGCAGCUCGGACGUGGAGGAGAUCAACAUCAGCUUCAUCUCCGACUCACCUGAGUCCCACGAGAAAAAGACCUCCACGCCCUCCGUAAAACAUUCCAAUUCUACCUUAGGGAAGUGCGGCCCCAUAGCUGACCUGGCACCCACGUUCUGGGAGUCCACCUCUCUGUCAUCUCUGGACGCCUCUGGGAUGGGCUCGGGCUCGGGCUCCAGCAGCGCCUCCUCCUCGUCCGUGUCGUCCACCCCGGUGACGGCGUCCCGCUCGCACAAGCGCUCGGUCUCCGGCGUGUCCAGCUACUCCUCGCUCUCGCUGCCCCUCUACAACCAGCAGGUGGACGACUGCUGCAUCAUCCGCGUCAGCCUGGACGUGGACAACGGCAACUUGUACAAGAGCAUCCUGGUAACAAGUCAGGAUAAGACCCCAGCGGUCAUCAGGAAGGCCAUGGUCAAACACAACCUGGACCGUGAGCGACCAGAGGACUAUGAACUGCUGCAGAAGAUCUCAGAGGAGAAGGAGCUGAAGAUCCCGGACAAUGCCAACGUCUUCUACGCCAUGAACUCCUCCGCCAACUACGACUUUGUGCUGAAGAAGCGCGGCUUCCCGCGCGCGGGCCGGACCAAACACGUGGCCAGCUCCACGCUGCCGCGCAUGAAGCAGAAGGGCCUGAAGAUCGCCAAGGGCAUCUUCUGAAGCGCUCGCACUGACCUGGGAACAGGCCAACUCUGCGUUUGCUCUCUUCUCUCCUUUUUGGUGACGCCUGCUAGCUCUCUGGCGGGUUGCCUUUUGUCGGUGAAAGGGGGAACGGGGGUUGUUGGUUCCCCCGAGACCCCCCCCACCCAGUUGUUUUCGUUCGGUUGGUGGGGGCUGGUCACCAGCUGACAUGAAAGCACUUGCUCCCCCUCAUCUACAGCUGACUGGACUGCUCCCGUGCAGUAGACGGGCGAGCACUUAACUGAACCCGUGCGUUUGGAUGAAAGGGUUAAUGUUUACAGCGCCGAACGCCCCCCAGCAAGCUUAACAAAUGCCAACGUUCCUCUGGCCAAACGCUCAUCCACUUCCUGCCAAGAUGUCAUCACCUCUGGUCCGGCUCUAGCCUUCAUUCGCCCCUGUGAGCUUCUGGAGGAAGCCCUGUAUACUGUCCAAUCAUGAUGUCUGUUGGACAGCUUAGCAAAGAAGAGGAGAGAGAGAGAGAGAGAGAGAGAGAGAGAGAGAGAGAGAGAGAGAGAGAGAGAGAGAAAGAGAGAGAGAGAGAAAGGACUAUGGCACAAUGACUGCAUAAUGUGCCUUCCGUAUUGCUGAGUUGGCAGAGUACUGCCGUUUGGAGCAGUGCUCCCGCAGAACUCCUCAGACAGGUAGCGUUGGGACGGAGCGGAGCGGAGCGGGCUACCAGAGGAAGCUGAAGGACCCUAACGUGACCACUCGAUCCCUGUGAAGAUCAGACGUGGCCAAGAGACGCCACCUGAAGGACAUACUGUAAACACAGACCCUUUAACUGUGGCCGCCUCUUCACUAGAGAGUCAAACACACACACACACAGACACGCACGCACAUGCGCGCACACACACACACACACACACACACACACUCCAGAGUAUCCCUUUUCACUGUCAAUGGGAUAUCCAUGUUCGAGUUUGUUAGACUUUUAAGAAAAAUGGGGCAUUAGGACUAAAUCUUUCCUAUAACACUCAGAUCCUUUACUCGUAUGGUUUUCGCAUCCCCUUCUCUCCAAGUGGUGCUAACAACGUCCAGACACUACAGGCUGUCUGCUCUCCCCCACCUCCCCUUCUCCUGGCUCCAGCAUGAAGGACUGCAAGUGUCAUGGACUCAAAAUCUCAUGGACAGUGUGGCCACCUCAAGCAGGAGGAACGGGAAAGAAGCAGUUACCAGGAAAUGCGCAGUGAUGAUGGCUGCAUGUCUUGAGGUGGCGGGAGGAAAAGAGGCUUGUUGGCCAUGGGAGUGCAUUUAUUAUGGUCAUGGUUGGUGUUGCGAAGUGUUCUGUUGUGGUGUUAAUGGGGGCUCAAUGAUAAUGGCGGCUAAUCAUGGAACAGCAAUGUUUCUAACUUUUAUAACAUGGUGGUUGACCAUUUUACUAUGAUUGUACCCACCGCUUUUUUUUGACCCUGCUUGCGCUCUUUGUUUUAAAAAAAAAAAAGAGCAGGGCAUUCUGCUUGCUACAAGAAAAAAAAAGCCUUGUGUUGCCAUGGUUACCAUUCAUUUCUAGUUCUACAGAAUGUUGGCUGGACCUCUCUUGCCAUUGGAUGGAUCCCUAGGGUGCCAGAACUGCAUGCCAUUGGCUGGCGUGACAGUGACAGAUGAACACAGCGUACAGCAGGAAGCGAUGGAGUGAAGAAGUGGGAGAAAGUUACAGUGAAAGUGACAGAAUGAGAGAGAGAGAGAGUGAGCGAGAGAGAGACAGAAAGAGAGAGAGGAGGGGAGUCUAAUGAAUGUUGUAUUGUGAAAUGAAUUGUGAUUUUUUUCCUUCACUAUUUUAGUAUAGUUAUUACUGUCGAAAAAAAAGAAACAAAAACAAAAAAAGGAGCGGACAAUCUCCCCUGUCUGUCUUUUCUGUCCUCUCUCUUUUCUCCGACCAUCUCUUCUUCCUCUCCUUCACACCCUCUGUUAUUCUGUUAUUCUCUCUUCUCUCCAACCAUCUCUUCUUUCUCUCUUUCACACCUUCUGUUAUUCUGUUUCACUCCAUCUGCUGAUAGUCCAUCCAACACACAGCGCAUGUACUGUACAUACAUUCACCACCUUCUCCCAGAACCUGAUGGUUUUUGCCUAUAGAAAGGAACGGCAAGUGAAGAGGAGGUUUGACUUCCCUUACCAGAUCCAGUGCACCCGUGCCAAAGAUCAAGUAGGGCGAUGAACACUUGUACCUUUCUCAUAGUCAGUUGUCUUGUAGUUGAAUGGUCGUUGACGUGUCCCCAUCUUUGUCCAUAUUGUCAUGGACUGGACAUUGAAUGAAUUUCCCUAAGGCCUGUGAGUGAUUGCCAAUGACCCUGACAUGAAUGACCCUGCCAUGUCAGUCCUAUGCCCGAUGGCAGCUGAUGUCUGUGUGACCCGGAUCUGUGCCAGGCUUGGCUGGGUCUAUUCUACAGUUAGCUGCCAUCUUGAGACCCUUUUAUGUAUGAGGACUUCCUCAAAACCAAACCCUGUCCAUUGGUUUACCCCCUGUGUGGAGGGUAACAUUAUGCAGCACUGUGUAUCCAUUAGCUGUCCUGUGUGCCUGACCAGACAUAGACGUGUGUGUGAGUGCGGUAGAAGGAAUAGAAGAAGAAGAGUAGAGACGAAGAGGCACUGACCUGUGGAACACCCCCCCACCCCCCACAGGUGUUCUGCAGUAUGUAGGAGGUUAGACCUGUCUGGGUAGGUGAGAAUGUCGCUUUUAAACUGUUCUGGUAGGUAGAUGUAAGGUGCACUAUAUGACAGCAGUGUGUAAGUCAAGUACACAAGUGAGACUUUUUUUACUUGUGAUGCCUUUACCUGCCGCCCGUGCUUUUCUCUUGAGUGACCGGGGAGGGGGCGGGGGGGUUUAAUUUCCCAGAAUACCCCUCUCCCUCAGGGGAAUGGACGUUGAUGAUGAGGUUGGAUUGUUUUGGAUGUGUUACUGUUUCCAAAUUUCAGACGUGUCGUGUAUUUCGUUCCCUUUGAUGUUUUAACUGUACAGGUGUGUGUGUGUGUGUGUGUGUGUGUGUGCACGUGUGUAUGUGCCUAUGUGUGUGUGUGUGUGUGUAUUGUCUGUGCAUCUGUGUGUGUGUUUGUGCGUCCCGGUAAGCGAAAAUGGAAAGGGCCAAAGAUCUCACCCGAUCAUUCUGGAAAGCUUUGCGCUCACGAGCACUGCCUGAUCAGGAAGUCCCUUUGGGCCUCACAGAAAAAUCAGUCAACAGAAUCUGGUGCCAUCACUCUUUCACUGUUGAGAAAAUGGAAAGAAAAAAGAAAAAAAAACACUUUCUAACAAUUAACAGUUCUUUUUUUCUAUGUUCAUUUUGUAUUUUUUGUAUGAUCUGAGAUUAAAUGUACUUUGUACCUUUGCUUUUAAUUUUUCUUUCGUAUGAGCGGCGAGUGUAUGUGUGCAUGUGUGUGUGCGUGUGUGGGUGUGAGGGUGUGCGUGCGAGUGUAUGUGUGUGUGCGUGUGUGCAUGUCAGCUUUAUUUAUUGAUUUGUAAAUACCUUUUGUAGCAUUGUACAUUUUGUUUCUUCUCCCAUGUAAUUAAAAUUAAUAUAUAUGUAAAUAUAAAUAUAUAUAUGCGAAGUUUAUACCACUGUAAUUGUGGGUUCACAUGUUUCCCAUCUCCUUGUUGCCGUUCUUUCUCUGUUUGUCCUGUCUUUUCUGAAGGGUCAAUUUUGAUAUUGCUUUGCCCCCUGAAGCGCUGUUUCUAAUGUUGGACAAAAAUCCCACCUAAUAAACACAGACAGUGUGAUUAA